GUAAGGCCACAGUGAUCCUUCAAACCAACUGGCCUCAGAUAUUCACAGGAGAGACAAUCACCCUCAGAUGUGAGAUCCAGGGAGGUGGAGGAACUCAGUGGACGUAUGAAUGGAAACCAGACGAGUUAAACAAACCUCCAACAUCCAGAGAAUACAGGAUCAAUGGAGCUACUGAGUCUGACAGUGGAGAAUACAGAUGUAGAGGUAGAGGAGACGACUAUUCAACAAAGUGGAGUGAUACCAUCAGAUUGACUGUAUCAGCACGUAAACCCACAGCCACUCUGACAGGCAACAACAGACUCAUACCAGUAGGAGACAGCGUAACUCUGACCUGCUCUGUGGAGCCCUCUGCUGGAUGGAGUUUUGAAUGGUUCAGACGUGUCUCUGGUUCUUCUCAAGCUCAGCUCAUAACAAAUAAUGAACCAGGGGAAAAUAUUAGCGUCUCAGAGGGAGGUGUGUACCACUGCAGAGGAGGAAGAGGAGAACCAGUUUACUACACAACAAACAGCACAGAAGUCACUGUUAUGGAAACUGUUUCCAGUAAGGCCACAGUGAUCCUUCAACACAACUGGCCUCAGAUAUUCAGAGGAGAGACAAUCACCCUCAGAUGUGAGAUCCAGGGAGGUGGAGGAACUCAGUGGACGUAUGAAUGGAAACCAGACGAGUUAAACAAACCUCCAACAUCCAGAGAAUACAGGAUCAAUGGAGCUACUGAGUCUGACAGUGGAGGAUACAGAUGUAGAGGUAGAGGAGACGACUAUUUAACAGAGUGGAGUGAUACCAUCAGACUGACUGUAUCAGCAGGUAAACCCACAGCCACUCUGACAGUCAACAACAGAGUCACACCAGUAGGAGGCAGCGUAACUCUGACCUGCUCUGUGGAGCCCUCUGCUGGAUGGAGGUUUGAAUGGUUCAGACGUGUCUCUGGUUCUUCUCAAGCUCAGCUCAUAAGAAAUAAUGAACCAGGGGGAAAUGUUAGAGUCUCAGAGGGAGGUGUGUACCACUGCAGAGGAGGAAGAGGAGAACCAGUUUACUACACAACAGACAGCAGACAAGUCACUGUUAUGAAAACUGUUCCCAGUAAGGCCACAGUGAUCCUUCAACACAACUGGCCUCAGAUAUUCAGAGGAGAGACAAUCACCCUCAGAUGUGAGAUCCAGGGAGGUGGAAGAACUCAGUGGACAUAUGAAUGGAAACAAGACGAGUUAAACAAACCUCCAACAUCCAGAGAAUACAGGACCAUCAGAGCUACUGAGUCUGACAGUGGAGGAUACAGAUGUAGAGGUAGAAGAGGCUACGAUUUAACAGAGUGGAGUGAUACCAUCAGACUGACUGUAUCAGCAGGUAAACCCACAGCCACUCUGACAGUCAACAACAGAGUCAUACCAGUAGGAGGCAGCGUAACUCUGACCUGCUCUGUGGAGCCCUCUGCUGGAUGGAGGUUUGAAUGGUUCAGACGUGUCUCUGGUUCUUCUCAAGCUCAGCUCAUAAGAAAUAAUGAACCAGGGGGAAAUAUUAUAGUCUCAGAGGUAGGUGUGUACCAGUGCAGAGGAGGAAGAGGAGAACCAGUUUACUACACAACAGACAGCAAAGAAGUGACUGUUACGAAAAUUUCCAGUAAGGCCACAGUGAUCCUUCAACCCAACUGGACUCAGAUAUUCACAGGAGAGACAAUCACCCUCAGAUGUGAGAUCCAGGGAGGUGGAGGAACUCAGUGGACGUAUGAAUGGGAACAAGACGAGUUAAACAAACCUCCAACAUCCAGAGAAUACAGGACCAUUAGAGCUACUGAGUCUGACAGUGGAGGAUACAGAUGUAGAGGUAGAAGUUACUAUUUUACAGAGUGGAGUGAUACCAUCAGACUGACUGUAUCAGCAGGUAAACCCACAGCCACUCUGACAGGCAACAACAGAGUCAUACCAGUAGGAGGCAGCGUAACUCUGAUCUGCUCUGUGGAGCCCUCUGCUGGAUGGAGGUUCUACUGGUUCAGACGUGUCUCUGGUUCUUCUCGAGUUCAGCUCAUAAGAAAUAAUGAACCAGGGGAAAAUAUUAGAGUCUCAGAGGGAGGUGUGUACCACUGCAGAGGAGGAAGAGGAGAACCAGUUUACUACACAACAGACAGCACAGAAGUCACUGUUACAAAAAUUUCCAGUAAGGCCACAGUGAUCCUUCAACCCAACUGGCCUCAGAUAUUCAGAGGAGAGACAAUCACCCUCAGAUGUGAGAUCCAGGGAGGUGGAGGAACUCAGUGGACGUAUGAAUGGAAACAAGACGAGUUAAACAAACCUCCAACAUCCAGAGAAUACAGGAUCAAUGGAGCUACUGAGUCUGACAGUGGAGAAUACAAAAUCAUCACAGCUACUGAGUCUGACAGUGGAGGAUACAGAUGUAGAGGUAGAAGAGACGACUAUUUAACAGAGUGGAGUGAUACCAUCAGACUGACUGUACCCUCUGAUGGAUGGAUGAUUGAAUGGUUCAGACGUGUCUCUGGUUCUUCUCAAGCUCAGCUCAUAACAAAUAAUGAACCAGGGAGAAAGAUUAGAGUCUCAGAGGGAGGUGUGUACCACUGCAGAGGAGGAAGAGGAGAACCAGUUUACUACACAACAGACAGCACAGAAGUCACUGUUACGAAAACUCCCAGUAAGGCCACAGUGAUCCUUCAACCCAACUGGCCUCAGAUAUUCACAGGAGAGACAAUCACCCUCACAUGUGAGAUCCAGGGAGGUGGAGGAACUCAGUGGACGUAUGAAUGGAAACCAGACAAGUUAAACAAACCUCCAACAUCCAGAGAAUACAGGAUCAUCACAGCUACUGAGUCUGACAGUGGAGGAUACAGAUGUAGAGGUAGAAGAGGCUACUAUUUAACAGAGUGGAGUGAUACCAUCAGACUGAAUGUAUCAGCAAAUCAACCUCAGGCCUCACUGACAGUCAACAACAGAGUCAUACCAGCAGGAGGCAGAGUGACUCUGACCUGCUCUGUGAAGAACUCUGCUGGAUGGAGGUUCUACUGGUUCAGACGUACAUCAGAGUUUUCUAGAGCUCAGACAGUAACAUCUGGAACAUCAUCCACCUCUGUGAGUGUUUCAGAAGGAGGCAUCUAUCACUGCAGAGGAGGAAGAGGAGACCAAGUGUUCUUCACAGCAGAGAGUAAUGCUGUCACAAUAAUGAAAACAGCAGGUAAACCCACAGCCACUCUGACAGGCAACAACAGAGUCAUACCAGUAGGAGGCAGCCUCAUAAGAAAUAAUGAAGCAGGGGGAAAUAUUAGCGUCUCAGAGGGAGGUGUGUACCACUGCAGAGGAGGAAGAGGAGAACAAGUUUACUACACAACAAACAGCACAGAAGUCACUGUUACGAAAAUUUCCAGUGAGGCCACAGUGAUCCUUCAACCAAACUGGACUCAGAUAUUCAGAGGAGAGACAAUCACCCUCAGAUGUGAGAUCCAGGGAGGUGGAGGAACUCAGUGGACGUAUGAAUGGAAACCAGACAAGUUAAACAAACCUCCAACAUCCGGAGAAUACAGGAUCAAUGGAGCUACUGAGUCUGACAGAGGAAGAUACAGAUGUAGAGGUAGAAGAGACGACUAUUUCACAGAGUGGAGUGAUACCAUCAGACUGACUGUAUCAGGUAAACCCCAACCUGUCCUCUUUGUGUCUCCAUCAUGGCUGAGUCCUGGAGCCUCAGUAACUCUGAGCUGUGAGGUUGAACAUCCAUCUGCAGGAUGGAGGUUUUACUGGUAUAAAGCUGUUCCUGAUCUAUCACACAAGUAUCAAUAUUCCAACUAUGAGCUGCUUCCUGAUAGCAUCAAUGGAACUGAAGAAGAUUCCUACAUCAUUGAUGGACAGACACACACAGCAGGAUAUGUGUGUAGAGCUGGAAGAGGAGAGCCAGUGUUUUACACUGAUUACAGUCCACCUCAGUUUGUCUGGUCUGGAGAUUUCAAUUCAUCAGUGUCUCUCAGAGUGAAUCCUGACAGAGUGCAGCACUUCACCUCUGACUCUGUCUCUCUGAGCUGUGAGGGAAACUCUACUGAGUGGAGAGUGAGGAGGUUCCCUGGGGAUCAGUCCUGGUCCUGUUCUGGUUGGAGGACAAUGACUGGAUCAACAUGUACUGAGUUGAGAGUGAGGAGGUUCCCUGGGGAUCAGUCCUGGUCGUGUUCUGGUUGGAGCACAAUGAAAGAUUUCAAAUGUAAAUUAUCCAGAUCCCACCCUCGUAAUGCAGUGUACUGGUGUGAGUCUGGAUCAGGAGAGUUCAGCAACGCAGUCAACAUCACUGUCCAUGCUGCUCCAGGAGCUCAAAGUUCUUCUUUCCCUGUUCCUCUGAUUGCUGGACUUCUUUGUGGGGUCAUACUCAUCGUCCUCCUGCUCUUGUUGUAUCGAUGCAGACCACGGCCCAAGGGUGAUGCUGACCUCUAUGACACGAUCAAACACGAUACUGCAAAUGACGGAGAAGAUGUUACCUACACUUUCAUUAAACUCAAAAACAUUGGAAAGAAGCGGACGCAUCGUGAACCAGAGGACAGGGUUGUUUAUGCUGAUGUGAAUACAAAAGGAGCAGAUGCUGUGCUGACUACUGACCCCUACUGGUCACCUUUGUUCACUGGAGAGUCUGUUACCUUCAUAUGUGACAUGAAGGAAGGAGGAGUCACUGACUGGGAUUAUAUAUUCUACAAGGAUGGUGGAGGAUUUACUCCCUACUACACACAUCAAAGCUACACAGAUGAUGGCGUCCUGUCACACUGUUCUACCUGGGGGACAAUGACUGGAUCAACAUGUAAUACUGUGUUUUUCUAUCACAAUGACAAACUCAUCCAAAAUGAUACCAGAGAGGAGCUGAUCAUCUCUGCAGUGUCAAAGUCAGAUGAAGGCUUCUACAAGUGUCAGUCCUCAGGAAAACAAUCACCACAGAGUUGGAUGGCUGUAACCAGUGGCGCAAAAACAGUGUCCAGGUCUGAGAGCUCUUCAUUUCUUCUUCCAUUGAUCGUUGGACUGGUUUGUGGAAUUUCACUGAUUAUUCUGCUGCUGCUGUUGUGUCUCUACAAACAGUCAAAGGAUUCCUGCUUUGUCAGGUCUCAGAGCACAAAUCAGAGCUCUGCUACAGAUCACAUGAUCAACCAGGAUGAAGGUCAACAGAGUGAACAUCCUUCUCCUCUCCACGGUGAUGCUUGUGUCUAUGAAUCAAUCAAAGGCCCUGAAGACAUUGAAAAUGAUGAAUCCAGGGAUGUCACAUAUUCUUUGAUUGAGCUUAAAAACAUCACUAAGAAGGAGAAGAAGCAGAAACCAGAGGAGAGCUGUGUUUACUCUGCUGUGAAGACUGGAUCAUCUCCAGAUGACGGUCUGAUGUAUGAACAGGUUCUCUUCCAUAAGAAAGGUAAAGCCAAGAGAGACAAAGGAAUACCUGCUCCUGCCACUACUGAUGAAACAAUUUAUUCUGAAGUCAAACCAGCAAAAACUCUGGGUCCAUAAAGAGAGGUGCAUCAUCAAUGAAACAAGACAAGUCUGGACAAUAACAUCAAGAACAACAUUCAUCUGUAAACAUGUGUUUGAUGACUGGUGAUUUAUUCUAUGUAAUUAUGAUAUGUAAUUAUUAUUCUGUGUUAUUAUAUCUAUUGUUGUUGCAUUGAUGUGGUCAAUCUGCAGGUUAAAUACACCAUCUAUCUAUAGACUGUAACAUAAUGUAUAUUCUACUUUAUUUCUGUUUAGUCUCAUCAAUAUUCAUUAAAGUCAAUUCAAUGUUUAAA
Mugil cephalus (flathead mullet) is the source of this 5740-nucleotide messenger RNA. RefSeq lists its product as uncharacterized. Lineage: Eukaryota; Metazoa; Chordata; Actinopteri; Mugiliformes; Mugilidae. The transcript has 33 exons. Bases 525 to 5465 code for a protein of 1646 amino acids. The record is from RefSeq and is a predicted model, not a curated record. Gene Ontology annotation, biological process: cell surface receptor signaling pathway. Gene Ontology annotation, molecular function: transmembrane signaling receptor activity.